AGAGGACCAGACGCCCAGGUCGCCUGCAUCCCUGUGCCGCAGGAGCGAGCAAGCGCGCCCCGGCCCUGCUCCCCAGCCUUCGCCCGGGCGCCCCGCCUGCUUUCUCGGUCCCAGAGACCGAGCACCUGUCCUCCGCGUCGGCCCCAUCUGAGCCCCCCUCCUUCGGAGCGCACACCGCCCUCCUGCCCGAGAAGUGCCCCAGCCUGUCGCCGGCGACCACCAUGGCGGAGACCAACAACGAAUGUAGCAUCAAGGUGCUCUGCCGAUUUCGGCCCCUGAACCAGGCCGAGAUUCUGCGGGGGGACAAGUUCAUCCCCAUUUUCCAAGGGGACGACAGCGUCGUUAUUGGGGGGAAGCCGUAUGUCUUUGACCGCGUGUUCCCCCCAAACACAACCCAGGAGCAAGUUUAUCAUGCAUGUGCCAUGCAGAUUGUUAAAGAUGUUCUUGCUGGCUACAAUGGCACCAUUUUUGCUUAUGGACAGACAUCCUCAGGGAAAACACAUACUAUGGAGGGAAAGCUGCAUGACCCUCAGCUGAUGGGAAUCAUUCCUCGAAUUGCCCGAGACAUCUUCAACCACAUUUACUCCAUGGAUGAGAACCUUGAGUUCCACAUCAAGGUUUCUUACUUUGAGAUUUACCUGGACAAAAUUCGUGACCUUCUGGAUGUGACCAAGACAAAUCUGUCUGUGCAUGAGGACAAGAAUCGGGUGCCCUUUGUCAAGGGUUGUACUGAACGCUUUGUGUCCAGUCCAGAGGAGAUUUUAGAUGUGAUUGACGAGGGGAAAUCAAAUCGCCACGUGGCUGUCACCAACAUGAAUGAACACAGCUCUCGGAGCCACAGCAUCUUCCUCAUCAACAUCAAGCAGGAGAACAUGGAGACCGAGCAGAAGCUCAGUGGGAAGCUGUAUCUAGUGGACCUGGCGGGGAGCGAGAAGGUCAGCAAGACCGGAGCAGAGGGAGCCGUGUUGGACGAAGCAAAAAAUAUCAACAAGUCACUGUCAGCCCUUGGGAACGUGAUCUCCGCGCUGGCUGAGGGCACAAAAACCUACGUUCCAUAUCGUGACAGCAAAAUGACACGGAUUCUCCAGGACUCUCUGGGGGGAAACUGCCGGACAACUAUGUUCAUCUGCUGCUCACCGUCCAGCUACAACGAUGCAGAGACCAAGUCCACCCUGAUGUUUGGGCAGCGGGCAAAGACCAUUAAGAACACUGCCUCGGUGAAUCUGGAGUUGACUGCUGAGCAGUGGAAGAAGAAAUACGAGAAGGAGAAGGAGAAGACAAAAGCUCAGAAGGAGACCAUCGCAAAGCUGGAGGCUGAGCUGAGCCGGUGGCGCAAUGGAGAGAAUGUGCCUGAGACGGAGCGCCUGGCUGGGGAUGACGCAGCCCUGGGAGCUGAGCUCUGUGAGGAGACCCCUGUGAAUGACAACUCGUCCAUUGUGGUGCGCAUCGCGCCUGAGGAGCGGCAGAAAUACGAGGAAGAGAUCCGCCGCCUCUAUAAGCAACUGGAUGACAAGGAUGAUGAGAUCAACCAGCAGAGCCAGCUCAUAGAGAAGCUUAAGCAGCAGAUGCUGGACCAGGAAGAGCUGCUGGUGUCCACCCGAGGGGACAAUGAAAAGGUCCAGCGGGAGCUGAGCCACCUGCAGUCAGAGAAUGACGCUGCUAAGGAUGAAGUGAAGGAAGUGCUACAGGCCCUGGAGGAGCUGGCUGUGAACUACGACCAGAAGUCCCAGGAAGUGGAAGAGAAGAGCCAGCAGAACCAACUUCUGGUGGAUGAGCUGUCUCAGAAAGUGGCCACCAUGCUGUCCCUGGAGUCUGAACUGCAGCGGCUACAGGAGGUCAGUGGACACCAGCGAAAACGCAUCGCUGAGGUGCUGAAUGGGCUGAUGAAGGAUCUGAGUGAGUUCAGUGUCAUCGUGGGCAAUGGAGAGAUUAAGCUGCCGGUGGAGAUCAGCGGAGCCAUUGAGGAGGAGUUCACCGUGGCCCGGCUCUAUAUCAGCAAAAUCAAAUCGGAAGUCAAGUCUGUGGUCAAGCGCUGCCGGCAGCUUGAGAACCUGCAAGUCGAAUGUCAUCGCAAGAUGGAAGUGACUGGGCGGGAGCUCUCCUCCUGUCAGCUCCUCAUCUCCCAGCACGAGGCCAAGAUCCGCUCGCUUACAGAGUAUAUGCAGAGCGUGGAGCUAAAGAAGCGGCACCUGGAAGAGUCCUAUGACUCCCUGAGUGAUGAGCUGGCCAAGCUCCAGGCCCAGGACUGUCCUAACCCAGAAGAACAUCACGGCGGGCCCAUUCUGGAAACUGUGCAUGAAGUGGCCCUGAAGGACAAGGAGCCAGACACACAGGAUGCAGAUGAAGUGAAGAAGGCCCUGGAGGUGCAGAUGGAGAGUCACCGGGAGGCCCAUCACCGGCAGCUGGCCCGGCUCCGGGAUGAGAUCAAUGAGAAGCAGAAGACCAUCGAUGAGCUCAAAGACCUGAAUCAGAAGCUCCAGUUAGAGCUAGAGAAGCUGCAGGCUGACUACGAGAAACUGAAGAACGAAGAGCAUGAGAAGAGCAGCAAACUCCAGGAGCUGACAUUUCUGUACGAGCGACAUGAACAAUCCAAGCAGGACCUCAAGGGUCUGGAAGAGACAGUUGCCCGGGAACUCCAGACCCUCCACAACCUUCGCAAACUGUUCGUUCAAGACGUCACGACUCGAGUCAAGAAAAGUGCAGAAAUGGAGCCCGAGGACAGUGGGGGGAUUCACUCCCAAAAGCAGAAGAUUUCCUUUCUUGAGAACAACCUGGAACAGCUUACAAAAGUUCACAAACAGGUGGAUGACUGGGUUUCAAAGCUGGUACGUGACAAUGCAGAUCUGCGUUGUGAGCUUCCUAAAUUGGAAAAACGACUUAGGGCUACGGCUGAGAGAGUUAAGGCCCUGGAGGGUGCACUGAAGGAGGCCAAGGAGGGCGCCAUGAAGGACAAGCGCCGGUACCAGCAAGAGGUGGACCGCAUCAAGGAGGCCGUUCGGUAUAAGAGCUCUGGCAAGCGGGGCCAUUCUGCUCAGAUUGCCAAACCUGUCCGGCCCGGCCACUACCCAGCAUCUUCACCCACCAACCCCUACGGCACCCGGAGCCCUGAGUGCAUCAGUUACACCAACAGCCUCUUCCAGAACUACCAGAAUUUGUACCUGCAGGCUGCACCUAGCUCCACCUCCGACAUGUACUUUGCAAACUCCUGUACCAGCAGUGGGGCCACAUCUUCCGGAGGUCCCUUGGCUUCCUACCAGAAGGCCAACAUGGACAAUGGAAAUGCCACAGAUAUCAAUGACAACAGGAGUGACCUGCCAUGCGGCUAUGAGGCUGAGGACCAGGCCAAGCUGUUCCCUCUCCACCAAGAGACGGCAGCCAGCUAAUCUCCCUCAUGGACUGCCACAUACCUGCACUUUCAGUUUCUAAGAGGGACUGAGGCCUCUUCUCUCAGCAUGCUGCAAACCUGUGGUCUCUGAUACUAACAACUCCCUCCCCAGCCCUUGUUGUUUGACUGUACUGUUUGAUGUCUACUCUUACUCUGUAUCUCUUUGUACUCUGUAUCUAUAUAUCAAAAGCUGCUGCUAUGUCUCUC
Messenger RNA from Hyaena hyaena (striped hyena), 3592 nucleotides. RefSeq names its product kinesin family member 5A (gene KIF5A). Gene Ontology annotation, biological process: microtubule-based movement. The record is from RefSeq and is a predicted model, not a curated record. NCBI's taxonomy places the organism in Eukaryota, Metazoa, Chordata, Mammalia, Carnivora, Hyaenidae. Gene Ontology annotation, molecular function: microtubule motor activity; microtubule binding; ATP binding. The transcript is spliced from 31 exons. Bases 222 to 3383 code for a protein of 1053 amino acids.